AAAUCUGUGAACCGCUUUCGGUUUUGGUUAUAUAUAAUAAGGCUCAACCCCUAGAAAAGAUAGCUUUGUAGAGAGGACGUUCGUUGAAAUGGGGAAUUGUUCUCUGAAAGGUGUUGCUGAUGCUUCUGCCGCUAAAGGUGGCGGUUCUUCUUCCAUAAGGGUGAUGACGGAUUCCGGCCGUGUGAUGCAGUUUGAGGCCCCGAAGCUCGCUGGAGAAGUCACUGGCGACUUCCCCGGGUAUGGGCUUUUCGGGAAGGGGCGGCUGUCGUCGCCGUUGCAGGGCCAUGAGCAGCUCCAUGGUGGCCAGUUUUACUAUCUACUUCCUGUUGGGAAGAGUGGGAUGUCGGCUCAAAGUGGCCUGGAAUCUGACAAGGAGGUGGCGGAGCCGGUGAGGAUGUCAACAAGCGCGGCGGUGGAGGUGCUGCUGCCACCGCAGAGGGGCGUUUGGAGGGUGAAGCUGGUGAUUGCCACCAAACAGUUGGAGGAGAUACUGGCUGAGGAGGUGAACACAGAGGCCUUGAUUGAGCAGAUGAGGCUGGCAGCAAGUUCUGCCAGCGUUACGCCUAGAAAGUCCAGGGUAAGUUGGGGAGUCAAUUGGAAGCCUAUGCUUGUGAAUAUGUUCAAAGGGCCUGUUGAUCACCAAGGCAAAGUCCGGUCACCGGAUUCCUGUCCCGACCAGGGGAAGGAUGAGGGUGAGCUCGUCCUGGCAUCUUGAGAUACAGUAAUGCAGUAUUUGUGAUACAUUUCCCUUUGUAUCAAUGUUAGCUAGGCUCCUGAGCUUUUCCUGGGUUCCUAUUUGGAAUCCAUAAAGUUAUUCUCAUCUUUUUCUAAACUAUCAAUGACAAUCCACGGGUCAUUACUCUU
Molecule: messenger RNA, 864 nt
Organism: Diospyros lotus (date-plum)
Lineage: Eukaryota; Viridiplantae; Streptophyta; Magnoliopsida; Ericales; Ebenaceae
Exons: 1
Coding region: 89-715 (208 amino acids)
Source: RefSeq, a predicted model, not a curated record